Messenger RNA from Labrus mixtus (cuckoo wrasse), 2246 nucleotides. RefSeq names its product guanine nucleotide binding protein (G protein), beta polypeptide 3b (gene gnb3b). Gene Ontology annotation, cellular component: cytoplasm; heterotrimeric G-protein complex. Gene Ontology annotation, molecular function: protein binding; signaling receptor complex adaptor activity. Gene Ontology annotation, biological process: G protein-coupled receptor signaling pathway. The record is from RefSeq and is a predicted model, not a curated record. The transcript has 9 exons. NCBI's taxonomy places the organism in Eukaryota, Metazoa, Chordata, Actinopteri, Labriformes, Labridae. Bases 294 to 1322 code for a protein of 342 amino acids.
UCCCCUCCAAUCCUCAUCUGUUCUUCACUGUGGAGGAAGGGAGAGAGAAAGAGAGAGUUUUUCACAAGUAAAGCUGCUAGCAGUCUGCCGGGGGAGAGCGUCGGAGGAGCCAGCGAGCAGGUCGUGCGCCCGAGGAUUGUGGAAUCUAAAAAAGCUCAAAGGGAGCCGCAGAGCCGAGAGGUAUCUGGAAGCAGGUGGUGCACAGGUGCAGGAGAAGAGCAGGGACCACACGUCUGUGGAAGAAAAUUGACAGUUUCCUUUACAGUCACUAACAUCCCCUAGCAACCGUCACCAUGGCAGCUGAGAAAGCUGAAAUGGAUGCACUGAAAAAGGAGUGCGAUGGCCUCCGUACACAGAUCGAGGCGGCCCGUAAGGCUGUGAACGACAGCAGCAUGUCAGGAGCAGCAGGGGGCGUGGCCGCUGUGGGCCGGGUCCAGCUGAAGCUCAGGAAGACACUCAAGGGUCACCUGGCUAAAAUCUACUCCAUGCACUGGUCUACUGACUCCAGGUCAAUGGUGAGUGCAUCACAGGACGGCAAGCUGCUGGUCUGGGACACCUUCACAGGAAACAAGCUGGUGGCCGUGCCUCUAAAGUCGGCCUGGGUGAUGAGUGUCGCCUUCGCCCCCUCUGGUAACCUGGUGGCCAGCGGUGGUCUGGACAACAUGUGCACGGUGUACAACAUCAAGGCCGCCAGCCCCAAGACCCUCAGGGAGCUGGACGCACACACAGGUUAUCUGUCCUGCGCCCGUUUCCUCAGCGACUCGGAGAUCGUGACAGCCUCCGGCGACACCACCUGCUGCCUGUGGGAUCUGGAGACCGGGAAGCAGAAGAUCAUCUUCACCAACCACAUCGGGGACUGCAUGUCUCUUGCUCUGUCCGCCGACAUGAACACCUUCGUCUCCGGAGCCUGCGACUCUCUGGCCAAGUUGUGGGACCUGAGGGAAGGGACCUGCAAGCAGACCUUCUCUGGACACACCAGUGACAUCAAUGCCAUCUCUUACUUCCCCAAUGGAAACGCCAUUGUCACAGGCUCUGACGACUGCAGCUGCAAGAUGUACGACCUGCGCUCCGACCAGGAGGUGAUCAGCUACCAGGACAGCAGCCUGAACGCCGGCGUCACGUCUUUGUCUCUGUCCAACUCAGGCCGACUUGUCUUUGCAGGAUACGACGACUUCAACUGUCACAUCUGGGACACACUGAAGGGAGAGAAAGUCGGUGUGCUGUCUGGCCAUGACAACAGGGUGAGCUGCACCGGCGUCCCUGAGGAUGGUAUGGGUGUCUGCACAGGAUCCUGGGACAGCUUCCUCAAACUGUGGAACUGAGGCAUCCCUGCAGAGGAACAAAACACUAGGAGGAGGAAGAGGAGGAGGAGGAGGAGGAGAGGAAGACGAGGAAAAGGGGGAGGAAAAGGGUGAAGAUAGGAAGGAGAAGAGGACAUAGGGGAAUAAGUGGAGAGAUGAGUGAGGUUGGGGGAUAAUGGGUUUGCUCUUCCUCUCUUCCUCUCCCUUUCCUCUUCUUCCUCAGUCAUGUAUGCAAAUAUUGAGAGGCUGCGAGUGAGUCACGUUGUAUAAAUGGCAUCAGGUAAAUGGAGCACGAUGCAUCCUGCUGUAUGUGCAGGAGAGUUUUAUUGUUGUCGAGAUGAUUUAAACGCUAAGGGAUAAAAAAAAUAAAAAAAUAGCGCAUUAUUCAAAGUGAUAACCGAGCAGAGAAGAAGCUCUUACUGAGAAUGUCACGUAAACACGUUUAGAUUUUUGACUAAAGAGAGAGGAGACGUGAAUAUUGAAAAUAAGACUGUAGCUUUACAGAUUUAUUUUUAUUGUCUUUCAGAUCUUUGACCUGUAAAAGAGCCCUGCACUUACUUAGAUGGAUAUGUAAAUGAUUUGUAUUUUAGAGUUUAAGACCUUAGCUCGGAGAGUUCAUGUACAGUGUCUUUAUUUUUAUUCUAUUUUUGGGCCGCACACAUCCAGAGCAUAUGUGUGUUUACGGUAGAGCUGCCAUUUUGGUUCCACUGCUAACAACAGGCAGACUUUGAUCCAAGAUGGCUGCCGCUGUUUCCUCCAUCUGAGCGUGAGAAUCUGCUGACUAGAGAAGGUUAAAGGCCGUCCUUCUGUAAACACCUGUAAAGUGUAUUUUACUCCCCUGGGCUCAGCUGCAUUUUGUAGGACUUUUACACUUGUGCAGUUCCUCUGUAAAAAGACCAAAUGUUUGUUGACAAUCUUUCUAAUAAACAUAGAAUUCUGCAUAUA